AUGCAGGGUGUGACUGUGUAUCCAUUGGCUGGCUACUUGGCUAUGGCCAUCGAAGCAGCAAAGAGACGCGCGGAGCAGCGCGAGGCCACAGUCUCCCAAUUCAAGUUCCGUGAGGUGAAAGUCCGCACCAAUGAGAAGCAGCAGACCACAGUCUCCAACAUCGCCGAGACCGAGCUGAAGCACAUGAUUGUUCGGACGAAGAAGGUGAUGACUGCCGCUACCUAUAAGGUAGAUACACAGAACAUGUACCGGGUUCUUUCCGAGGUCGGAGCCGGCUACGGAGCAUGCUUUCAGGGCUUGGACAACUGCUUCUCUGACCCGCACCAUUCACGUGCAGAUCUGUACAUCCGUGACACGAAAAAGGCCAUGUAUAAGGAGAGCCUGAUUAUCAGCGCCAACAUUCCUACUACCCCGGGGGACUUUGUUAAAGCCUGGUGUGUUGGUGGCCCCAGUCUGCCUACUCCCCAGCCCACCAAGUUUGACUUGUGGUUGACAUCCCAAGAUUCCACUGAGGCCCUGAUUAACGUGGAGGGACUCGUUAUGACUCCCAUGAAGGAUUCCAAUGCAGACGGCGGUGGAAACGUCGUCGACAUGUGCUACAAAAGGGAAUGGCAACCUCUGGCCGACGCUAAGGCUAUUUUUGGAGAAGAACGCCAGGAGCCUAUCGGCUAUAUGAACGGUCACGCUAUGGAGCCCAAUGCCCUUACCAAGGGCCACAAUAGCAAUGGAGAGCCCACCGAUAGACGCGUCGUCAAUGGUGAACUUACCAAUGGCCAUGCUAGCGACCAUAUAGCUCAGGGGGAGAAGGGGCACAUUAAUGGCAAUGGAAUCGUCGAUGGUGUCAAUGGCAUCCACAUCAAAGAGCUGUUGAUCAUGCAACCGGCGGUAUUCCUUGAAGCCGUCAAGGAAGACGUUGGCGGCAGCGUAGGCGGCUUGUCCGCGGUUCCCGAUGAUGCCGGCGACGGAGGAAAGCGCGACGGAGAAGUCGAGGGGUGUAUCAUGCAGUACGUGGUGCAGGUUCCAGGCUCCCUCGACUUUGCAGGAUGCGACGGCUUGGAAGUCGUCGAGGGGCUUGACGCUGAUGGCCGUGACAUGGGCGGCGAGCUCAUCGAUCAGAUCUUGGAUCUUGUGAUUGAUGGAUACGCUGCGGGGCACGAGCACGAUGUUACGCGCGCCCUUCGACGACAUCAAUCUAGCUAUGCUCCGGCCUAG
Aspergillus novofumigatus IBT 16806 is the source of this 1212-nucleotide messenger RNA. RefSeq lists its product as uncharacterized. Bases 1 to 1212 code for a protein of 403 amino acids. The transcript is spliced from 5 exons. The record is from RefSeq and is a predicted model, not a curated record. Lineage: Eukaryota; Fungi; Ascomycota; Eurotiomycetes; Eurotiales; Aspergillaceae.